AGGAAAAAAGUGAAUUCGCUUGACAAACUACAUAGUUUCAGUUUUGAAUAACUAUUUCAAUUUUUUUUUUUUUAGGGUUCUUUUUUGUUCUAGGCUUCUAGCAGACACCAUUCCUCUGUCAUAACGAUCGGGCAUUCCCUCCGCCGCCAACUAAACGCUUCUCAUAAUGCUGGGUGGUGGCUCUCGUAUUUCCCACCACUUACGGGAGUGUAACCACCUCCUCCUCCACCACCGCCAGCUGGGUUUAAAGUUAGGGUUUUGCAACAGUCAUAUGUCUUCUUUCGUAUUGAGGCCUUCCUCUGUACCAAUAAUUGGUGACCAUUAUAAAAGUUGUAAUAAAUUGCAGCAGAGAAUGGUGUCUUCUUAUAGCCUCCAGUCCAAAUCUUCUGGAGAAAUUCCCAUUAUAUCUUAUUGUUCCAGCCAACAAGAUGAUGAUCAUGAGCUUCCUCCUGAAGGAUUCUCCCCCGUUGCAGGAGGAAUUGUAGCACUUGGAAAGUUUGAUGCUCUUCACAUAGGUCAUCGAGAACUUGCAAUUCAAGCAUCAAAAGUUGGAACUCCAUAUCUUCUAUCUUUUGUGGGAAUGGCAGAGGUAUUUGGAUGGGAGCCUAGGGCUCCAAUAGUUGCCAAAUGCGAUCGGAAUAGGGUUCUUGCCUCUUGGGCCCAAUACUGUGAUAAUAUAACCCCAUUAGAGUUUCAAAUUCAGUUUUCAAGUGUUCGACAUCUUAACCCACAGCAAUUUGUUGAGAAGUUAUCCAAGGAGCUUAGAGUAUGUGGAGUGGUGGCAGGAGAAAACUAUCGGUUUGGAUAUAAAGCUGCCGGUGAUGCAUCUGACCUGGUGAGGCUAUGUGAGGAAUAUGGUUUAGGGGCUUACAUUAUAAAUUCUGUCAUGGACAAUAAGAAAGAUCCCAUAAACAGCAAUUCGAGAGAUUCAAAGGAUAGAGGACAAGUUUCAUCUACUCGUGUUCGCCAGGCUUUAGCUUUAGGUGAUAUGAAAUACGUGUCAAAACUUCUAGGUCGGAGACAUCGUCUUAUGCUGAUGCUAAAAGACCAGAGAGGACUUACUAGUAGUAGUAGCAGUCGAUGGAGGAUCUCAGCUCCAAAGUCUUGUUUACUGAAUCUACCACCAAAGGAUGGUUUCUACAAGAACUGUUUUCUUUUAUUUGGCAAUGAGAACCGAAUGACAUGUAGUGCAAUUAUUGAUUCAAUGUACAUCCAUUUAGAAAUGGACGAGUUAGGCCUUAGCAUUUACAAUGGAUCUCAAGACUUUCAGCUCUUGGGUGUUGAAUUUGGUGAUUGAGGAGCUCAUUGUACUCAUUUGAUGUUUAAUCUUUCUUUUAUUUAAAUAAAACUUGUUCAUAGAUGAGAAAUUUUCUGCA
Messenger RNA from Ricinus communis (castor bean), 1376 nucleotides. Its product is annotated as FAD synthetase 2, chloroplastic. The transcript has 6 exons. Gene Ontology annotation, cellular component: endoplasmic reticulum. NCBI's taxonomy places the organism in Eukaryota, Viridiplantae, Streptophyta, Magnoliopsida, Malpighiales, Euphorbiaceae. Gene Ontology annotation, molecular function: FMN adenylyltransferase activity; protein C-terminal S-isoprenylcysteine carboxyl O-methyltransferase activity. The record is from RefSeq and is a predicted model, not a curated record. Gene Ontology annotation, biological process: C-terminal protein methylation; riboflavin biosynthetic process. Bases 167 to 1297 code for a protein of 376 amino acids.